Messenger RNA from Phycomyces blakesleeanus NRRL 1555(-), 1341 nucleotides. RefSeq lists its product as hypothetical. The transcript has 2 exons. Gene Ontology annotation, molecular function: protein binding. The record is from RefSeq and is a predicted model, not a curated record. Gene Ontology annotation, cellular component: nucleus. Bases 1 to 1341 code for a protein of 446 amino acids. NCBI's taxonomy places the organism in Eukaryota, Fungi, Mucoromycota, Mucoromycetes, Mucorales, Phycomycetaceae.
AUGACUCCUAAUACCUAUGUGGUCGAUGAGCCCUUCAGAGACGAAAUUGCUUUGGCAGAACAGAAAGCAAUUGACAAUCAAUUAACCUCACACACAAAUCCAUUAUUAAAAGUGGAUAUAUUACCGGGUAAAGGAAGAGGAUUUGUUGCAACAUCAAUUGUCCUACCUGGCACCAUUCUUCAUACAUCAGUCCCUCUGGCAGCAACUGUAUCUGAUGAAUGGACACCUGAAACCUGUGGCUGGUGCUUUAAUUUCAGCUACCCAAAGAAAAUGCGACACAAGGCAUUGGACGAACUAGAAUCUCGAGAGAUGUCUACCAAGUGGACAAAGGAAAAUAAAUCAAAGAAAACUAUUUCGAUAUCACAAAAAAAAUUGCUAUUUUGUUCAAAAGAGUGCAAAUCAGCCUAUUUAAGCCACGGAUAUUCUAGAGAAUGGGAAUUGCAUAUUGCUACAUUGAGUCUUUUAGAGAAAGAGACAAAGCGUCGAGCUGGUCUUGCCGCAGAAGAACCAGACACCACCCCAGAAGACAAUACUAUUCCAACAGAAUUUAUCGAACUCGACGAUGACAUUCGUGUCCAGCAGUGGAUCGACGAAGCGUGGUCCUGUAUCACUCAAGCCACCGAUUUCAUUUCACAGGCAAAAUUAUAUUCAUCCGGACCAGCCGAUAAUACCAUGUGUCGCUUAAUAGCUGCCUGUUUGGUCCGAAAACAGUGUGAAGAAGCCUCGCUCUAUCCUGAUAUUAGCAUCCCGAGCUACAAAGACCUAUUGACCAUCCAGGACAAUGAAUUGUCGCAUUUCCGAAUCCAAUACCGUGCUAGUAUGCCUACUCACAGGAACUCGAUACCAUACACCAAAGGCCAACCUGUGUCGGCUUUUUUGAAAUAUAUGCCUCCUAGUGUACUUGACAUCAUUAGAACUUCUCUCUUCUUCUCAGCCGCUCUUUCGGCACCUGGUAUUGAACCCCGUCUCGAGUACUCUCAUGAGCUAUUCCGCUCCGUUUACUUCCGGGAAAUGUCAAAUAGCUUUGGUAUCUGGGAAAUCCCAAAGAAUCCAUCCGCUAUCACAGAGGAGCAAGGCGUAACAGAUGAUCUUGAACUGCUUGGUUGGGGAAUAUAUCCUAUGGCUGUGUAUUUCAACCAUUCAUGUGAUGCAAAUGUAAUCAAGCUGCGCAGAGAUCGCAAUAUGGUUUUUGUAGCAAGACGCACUAUUCAAAAAGGAGAGGAAGCAUGCAUAUCAUAUGGAUCAGUCGGAGAAGGCAGUAUCAAGCUACACAACUCAAACGAUCUACAGCCUAUCGAUAUUGGACCUGCAUCAUCGAAAAAACAAAGCAACAAACGAUAA